CGGGGGUGCAGUUUUAGCGCCCGAGCGAAGCGGGACUUGGCCGAGGCCGUUGUUACCCAGUGGCCGGCAGGCCGCUUCCCGCCCCGGCGUCAGCAGCCUCCGACCAGAACCUUCUGCGGUUGCCCAGUGCGGACGGGCUGCCGGCAGCCCCGGGCCGGCCCUGCGGUUCCCUCGGGGCUCGCCGCUGAGCUGGUAUAGUUCAGUGUUAUGGGUGAUACAAAAGAAGCUAAAAUGCAGAUAACACCAGAAACUCCAGGACGAGUCACAUUCCUGAAUCCUUUUGAAAGUCCCAGUGAUUAUUAUACUCUUCAGGAGCAGAUUGUCUCCAGUCCUUCAGUCUUUAAAUCAACAAAGUCCUCAUCUACGCCAGGAAAAUUUAGAUGGUCUAUUGAUCAGCUGGCUCUAAUAAAUCCUGUGGAAAUUGACUCAGAAGAUGUUCGACGCCAAGCAAUGUAUUUGAGUCAUGCCAGAAUUGAUAAGGAGACGGAAGACAGAAGGCAAAAAGCCAUUGAGGAGUUCUUCACAAAAAGACUCAUAGUUCCUUCUCCUUGGACUGAGCAUCAAGGCAAGCAAGUUUCUCUGCUUAACUCAACCAAAUCCAUAGAUCUAAAUACUAUUUCUCCAAUUGGAAGACAGCUAGCUUUGCAGCCUGGGAAGAGCAAUGCUGCUUGUCAGACAGUACUGUCUUUGCCAGUGGAUUUUAAUUUAGAGAAAAUACUAGGUGAAUAUUUUAGAACUGAUGAAUUUGCAGAUCAGUCUCAGGAAAAUCUGAGCUCUUCAUCACUCAGAAGAAAGCUGUUUUUAGAAGAAAAUGGAAGUGUGGCAGAGUGUUUGUCCCCUUCUCUGCCUAGUCCAUGCGGUAGUCAACCACUCGGAGUGCUUUGUUCAAUUGAUAUAUCUCCAGUCCGGUGCAGAAGUCCUCUGGAAACAUCUAGUUCAGGUCAGUUUUCCUCUAGUCCUAUUCGGGGAGGCGCAAGGACUUACAGUCUGGGAAGUAUAACCAGUCCCACGUUUCCAGAGGGGUCUCCUGCACAUAAUGGUUCUCCUACAUUUUCACCAAUUGCUUUUCACAUAAGAAAGACACCACUGUCAGACCAAAGAAAACUUACGUUUUGUUCUCCAGAUAUUCCGUCGUCCUCAAACAGAAUGACACCUCCAAGUACAAGAAGUCCUUAUAUAGAUGGUUGUUCUCCUAUUAAAAAUUGUUCUCCUAUGAGACUUGGAGCAUGUAGGGGAACUGCCCAGUAUCAGACUUCUGUCAUUAGAAUACCAAUUGCAGUUGAAAAUUGUGGUGAGGAUGAGGGAGACAAGGAAAAUGCUUCUCCAGCAGAAGAGAAUGGAAUAAACUUACGUCAGCAAGAUAGUGAAGCGUUUGCUCAUGGUACACACCUCGUUGUAGCAACUGUGUCUAUUGCAUCAGAUCACUCGGAAGCUUGUCGUCAAAGGUUGUCCUCAUUUCAGGACAUGGAAGGCUCGAAGGAAAAUAACACUGUAGAUAUGUCUGAUGCAGCUGAAGUGUCAGAGGAAAACACUUGGAUAAAAGAAACAAUUGGCAAUAGCAACGCACCAAUGACCAGCUUUAUGACAGGGAUUACCUUCAGUAUUGAAAACUCCCGUAUGUGCAUGUCACCCCUUGCAGAGAGCAGCGUAAUUCCUUGUGACAAUAGUAGUAUUCAGGUGGACAGUGGUUAUAAUACACAGACUUGUGGAAGCAGCAUUAUGGAUACUGUGGGGGCUGAAAACAGUUGCCGAGAAAAUGAUGCGAAUACCAACGUGUUCCAGAAUAAAUCUCAGCUUCUUAGAACAAAGGAGUGCUCUGUUUUAAACCAUAAGGACAAUCAGUUGCUGAGAGCAAAAUCUCCAGAGAAGCAAUCGUGUUUCCAAAAAGCAAAAACACGUAGUACAGCAUUUGGUCAAAAUGCAACUUGCAACAUUUCUGCCUGGAAACAUAAAAAUGAAAAUCAAGUUCAGGGAUUUCACAAAAAUGUGAUAUAUUCAAUGAUCAGAAGCUUUCAAAGUAUUCAUGAAUAAAAAAAGAGCAAUCACUAAAAUAUUUAAUUGCAUCCUGUAUAAGUAUUUUGUUAUAAGUAAGGGAAAAGUAACAGCAGAAAUGGGUGAACAUGAGAAUUAUGGAUACCCCCCAAAGAAAUUGCUGGUAUUUUCUGUCCUGUUUUUUACAGUCUUCAGUUAAAUGGAAAUUAUUUAUUUUAUGAAAACAUGCAUAUUUUUUAUGUUUGUGUAAUUGCUUUGUAGAGGAAACCUAUUUUGCAAAUUAUUGUGGGAGUCAUUUGACCAUUCUAUUUCUGUAGUUGUACUUAAUGCAUUGGUUGGCACACGUUGCACAAAACGGUCAUUGUUUACAUUAAAUUAAUUUCAGUAGUUUUAAUGAGAGUCCUUUAACGUGCAUAAUUGUAAAUUGAGUAGGGAAACAGAAUAAAGACAUCUCUUUCUUACCUA
Messenger RNA from Columba livia (rock pigeon), 2457 nucleotides. It is a transcript of the gene BORA, whose product is annotated as BORA aurora kinase A activator. The record is from RefSeq and is a predicted model, not a curated record. Gene Ontology annotation, biological process: regulation of mitotic nuclear division; regulation of mitotic spindle organization; activation of protein kinase activity. Gene Ontology annotation, cellular component: cytoplasm; nucleus. NCBI's taxonomy places the organism in Eukaryota, Metazoa, Chordata, Aves, Columbiformes, Columbidae. Gene Ontology annotation, molecular function: protein kinase binding. The coding region runs from base 208 to 2031 and encodes 607 amino acids. The transcript has 13 exons.